Molecule: messenger RNA, 1798 nt
Organism: Erigeron canadensis
Lineage: Eukaryota; Viridiplantae; Streptophyta; Magnoliopsida; Asterales; Asteraceae
Exons: 2
Coding region: 103-1566 (487 amino acids)
Source: RefSeq, a predicted model, not a curated record
ACCGAGUGUUGUUUCUUUUUAUUUUCAAUUCCUCCCAAAAUUAUAACCAAACUUGAAGAAAUAAAACAAACAUUUUAUAAACAAAAAAACAAAAUUAAAAAGAUGAUGAAUAUGUUAGCAAUCGGUCUUGUAUUGACGACACUAGUGACAGCUUCCAUUUGGUCACCAUCAUCACCACCACCUCAUCAUGAUGACCACCAAGAAGUGAUUGUAAAAGAAGGCCAUCGUGUGGUGGUGGUUGAGUACGAUAAAGAAGCCGAUGGGAGCACCAAAGUUUUGAUUUCUCCCCAAGAUAAUGUUGUUGAUCAUACAAAAGACCCAAAUACCGAGGAUCAUGAAAAACCCUAUGAUGAUGAUGAUAGUGAACAUCAUGGUGGCGGGGUGUUUUCUGGUCCUAGAGAACUAGUUUGUGAUGCUUAUGGUAAGUGUAAACAUAAAAUAGCAAGUGCUCUUGGAAAAACAAAAGAAACGGUUACCGAAACUGCCCAUGAAGUCUCGGAAAAAGCUCAAGAAAUCGAACAACAAGCGAAAAAAGCCGCAAGUGGAGCUUCAGAACAAGUUAGAGAGACUGUUUCCGGAUAUAAGGAACGUGCAAAACAAGCCCAAAAAGAUGGCAAAGAAACAUUAUCCGAAAAAGUUUGUGGGAAUAUAGAAGGGCAUGUUGGGAAGGCAAAAGAGGCUGUUUCACAUGGUAUCGGUAAAGCAAAAAAAGUUGCUGAUGACGUGGUGGGUACGGUAAAAGAUGGAGCUUCUAAGGUGAAAAAUUUCGAUGUAGUGGAUUCGCCUAUACGAAUAGGCGAAGAUAUCGAAAGAAACGUGACUGGAAAAAUAGCGGAAGGUGUAGAACAUGUGAAAGAACAGGCUAAAGAAGUUGCUGGACAAAAAACAUUUGGCGAGAUUUUGAGCAACAUAAAACAAGUGUCAUAUGAUGUGUUUUGGUAUGUUUUGUCUCCUAAUAAAAUAGAUGCGGUGGUUGGUUUGUUACACAUGUUAGGUUUUUCGACUGCUUAUGGUAUGUGUGUUUGGGUAACUUUUGUUUCGAGUUAUAUAUUGGGGAGGUAUUUACCGAGGACACAGUUUGGAAUGGUGCAAAGUAGGAUAUAUCCGGUGUAUUUUAAAGCAAUGGCUUAUAGUGUUGGUGCUACCUUGUUGGGACAUUUGGUUGGUCAAAGAAAAGAGAUUUGGUCAAAUGUAAUAGAGAUGUUUCAGGGUUUGAGUCUUUUUUCUGCACUCUUGAUGGUUUUGACCAACAUGAUCUUCUUGGAGCCUAAAGCGACAAAGUUGAUGUAUGAAAGAAUGAAGAUAGAAAAGGAAGAAGGGAGAGGGAUAGCGAAUGUGGCUAAAGACGGGGUUGCAGACGACCGUGGAAAUACCGUGGUGAGUUCAACAACAACAAUGGUAAGGCCGACACAGGCGAAUGUGGGGGCAGAGGAACAAGCUGUGUUGAACUUGAACAAUAAGCUAAAGCGGUUGAAUACGUAUUCAUCCGCGUUGAAUGUGUCGACCUUGGUGGUGCUCACAUGGCAUAUGGCUUACAUGGGCCAACGGCUUCAAGCUACACGGUAGUAAAUUAAUCGAUCUCGAUUCACUCCCUUGUGAGGGAAUGCAUGGUAGCUCAUGAUCAUUAACUUGUAACUCGAAUUUAUAUAUAUAUGUGUCUGUAUAGUUUAUAUUUCAGACUUUCACUAUUGUUUUGUUCACACAUGUAGCUAGAUGGAUGUGUUUUGUGGUUAUUAGUUAGGAAGGGUAGGGCAGUUUGUGGUUUGUUAAAUGUAAAUUAACUCGCUUUCUGUAGCUA